Acanthosepion pharaonis is the source of this 645-nucleotide messenger RNA. The record is from the annotation of a GenBank genome assembly. Lineage: Eukaryota; Metazoa; Mollusca; Cephalopoda; Sepiida; Sepiidae.
AUGACACUGGCAGGAAAUUUAUUUACUUUCAGUUUUGUUGCCAGCGACGAAAUUCAGUUUUUCCAGCGUUUAUUUUUUUCGCCCAGUCAAGCAGAAUUCACAAUUGCAAAAGAAUUUCCAUCUGGGGACACAAUAUGGAAAGCCUUACAAUCAUUUGACCAGAUGCAUCUAUAUGGUUCUUCACGCAAAUGUAUAGCUGUUAUAACAGAAAGCCCUGAAAUUCAAGUAAAAAUUACAGAAACCAUUUCAGAAUUGGGCAAUGUCAAAACUAAAGGCUUUGAUGAUGGAACAGCAGGUGCUUUAUUAGGAGCAAUCCCAAAAGGUUCAAAAAGAACUCAACAGGAAAUCCAUGAAGACAAACCAGUGUUAUGGAUUCAACUUAGUGAUUUUUCUGGUAAUUUUUCCGAAAAUUUAAGCCAUGCCGUUGAUACAUUAAUUCACAAAGUAUCAAAGCUUUGCCCAUUCUUGGUUCAGAAAAAAAAUACAGCACUGACAAUACAAACUGGAGGACCAUUACUAUACGGUUACCCUGAUCCUCUUUAUCUGAAUCAUGUUUUUGCUCAAUUGCUAGAAAUUGGAAUCACUCCUGAAAGUGUUCAAUUUGAAACCAUACAAACUCAAAUCAAAAUGACAGCAUUCUCGUAA